UGUGUUGAGAAUGGCGGGAUACUGAAGCGGCUCCUUAUCUAUUAGUGUCUGAUCCAGUAUAUGAAGUUCCCCGCGUUUUAUGCUGGUUCGUACUGCACUCGUGAUCCGCAUCGCUAUCGUCCAUGAUGAUAGAAUUUAUGGCUCCCUAGCGAGUCACGGUUGAAGAGCAUGCCGUGGAACUCCUCACGCCACGAAGGUUGAGCGUGCGCAAGGGACUAUAUAUCAGACCGAUGGGAAUGCUUCGUGUCUGGUUCUGAAAGCUUGCAGAUGAAAUCUCUCGUCUCUUUACUAUAUUUUCCAUUGAACCUACUCUGAAGGCGAACAUUGAUGGCAGGCCACGGCUCAACAUUCCAAGACCAGUCUGCAGAUGACUUACCACCAGGAACUUUCUUCUUCGUCAAAGAGCACGAAGAUGAGAGUCAGGGUCAACAAGUGAUCCUCCUCAGCCCGGUCCCCUCAAGCGACCCAAACGAACCCUUGAAUUGGAGCACUGCACGCAAGGCCGUCAACUUCACAUUAGUGCUAGCAGUGACAUGCCUCAUUUUCACUGCGCUCUCGAUCCAGUACAUUUUCUGGCAAUUGAUGGUGGUGGACUUGGACGUCACAUAUACCCAGCUCAAUCGAGCCAUGUCGGUCAACUCUGUGGGCCUGUCUGUGGGUUGCGUCAUGUUCAUUCCGCUGGCGAAGAAAUACGGGCGUCGGCCUAUCUAUUUGAUCUCCACUGCGCUCAUGCUGGUAACUGCCUUCUGGACGGCAGAGAUCAAAACUCUCACGGAACUCUACAUCACAAACCUCAUCCAAGGCUUGGCAGGUGCGACCAAUGAGGCUAUUGUUCAGAUCACUAUAGCGGAUGUCUUCUAUGUGCAUCACCGCGGUACAAUGAAUGCCCUAUACAUGACAAUGAUGAUGAUUGGUAGCUUCUUGACUCCUAUGGCUGCCGGAGUGCAGGCGACACGCCAAGGGUGGAGGAUGUCGUACCGCACUCUCGGCAUAUGCACCGCCGUCAUGUUCCUGCUGUUUGUUGUCUUCUACGAAGAGACCAAGUACACGGUGGUGAUAGACGGCGUGGAUGAACAGCACGAGAAUGUCAACGAACCCCAAGUCGACGUUCUCUCUAGCACCAAGAGGGAUAGCAAGUCUGCCAUAACGGAAGACCUGAGUCCUUCGACCGAGGCUUCCAGUGCUGAGCGUGUUGAGAUCGACGACACUAUCCCAAUGAACAGCUGGCGUCAGAGACUAGCCCUCAUGACAUACACCUCAGAGUCGAUCUGGCCCUAUUACUAUCGUCCUUUUGAGAUACUAUUUACUUUCCCUGCCGUGUUGUGCUGUGGUCUUCAGUAUGCGUGUGGGGUUAUGUGGCUCACAAUCAUGUCCAGUGUUCUUUCUCUUGUCCUCCCUCUUCCACCUUACCUCUUCAGUCCAGAACAGAUUGGUUUUAUGAGUGUCGGUCCUUUCAUUGGGAACCUGAUCGGAUCGUUCUAUGGGGGGUACCUUGGCGACCGAUCCCUUCGAUACUUUGCUCGACGCAACAAAGGCUAUUUUGAGCCAGAGAUGCGACUCUAUAUCCUUCACAUCCCAGCGAUCGCAUUAUGUGGUGGUCUGAUAAUGUUCGGAGUGACGCUGGACCGAGGUAUGCACUGGAUCUACCCCAGCAUUGGUGGGGCGCUCUUCGGCUUUGGUCUGGGCAGUAUCAGCGAUGCGUGCCUGACCCUGGUCAUUGACAGCCAUGUGUUGCUCACGGGAGAUGCCUUCACAGGGGUGGCCUUUAUGCGCAAUGUCUUCAGCAUUGGUGUCCCGUUCGCCAUCAGUCCAUGGAUGGAGACCUCGGGACUCACCAACAUGUUCAUCACUGUUGGCUUUAUUAGUCUCGGAGUGAAUCUGAUGCUAGUGGUCAUGAUCAUCUACGGGAAGCGAUUCCGACGAGCCAAAGCGCAUCGGUAUCGGGAACUGGCCGCCCAACAGGGCCGGGGAAGUUGACCGGGCCGACAGUAUGCGAGUGAUUUUGGUCGGGAAACCUGCGAGGGGGCUGGGCGUGAGCGGAAAAGAAGAUCCCUGUUCUGUCCGCCAGGGAAGAGAAGCAGAGAAGACGUGCUUGAGAUCUCGGUUAUGGGCGGAUAGAAAUGGAGCGACCGAGGGGGGAGGUUCUGGACGAGUGGGCCUGGGAUCUCCGGGGCGGUUACCUUCGUCUGGGUCCGGACAACAUAACAGCAAAAGCAUAGUAUAACUUAAUGUCAG
This is a messenger RNA of Aspergillus saccharolyticus JOP 1030-1, 2235 nucleotides long. Its product is annotated as putative MFS transporter. Gene Ontology annotation, molecular function: transmembrane transporter activity. The record is from RefSeq and is a predicted model, not a curated record. Bases 328 to 1977 code for a protein of 549 amino acids. Lineage: Eukaryota; Fungi; Ascomycota; Eurotiomycetes; Eurotiales; Aspergillaceae. Gene Ontology annotation, biological process: transmembrane transport. The transcript is spliced from 8 exons.